AUGGCAUGUGGGCGACGAUGGCGCCUUUGGGCCAUACCGCUGCUCUUCAUCAGGGUGGCAGGUCAGGGUCAACCGAUGACAGAGUCGCAAGUACCUGCUGGUUUGCGUGAGUGGAUUGGACUCGACUUCUGCGGAGAGGAGCGUUGGGUUCAGUUCCAUGGCACUCUGAGCGGCGUGGUCCGCCAUUUCAACAGUCGCGACUUUGCCACGGCCCUACGUGGUCUUGGAGAGCUGUUGGCAGAGACGGCACGCAGCACCCAGGCUGCCUUUGGCUGCGCCACCGCAGUCAUGUCAGCCUUAGCAUUAGCGGCGCAGUGCUGCGAUCACCUGCAGUUGCCAGUGCUUGCGACCAGGUUCCGUCAGCUUUCUGCCAUCUUCGGCUCGUAUGACUACCAGAUGAAGGGCGAGGACUACAUUGAUCAAAGCCCGUGGCCAAUCAACUGGAAGCAGAACAUGGAAGGAAUUCUCCGUUCCAUGGCUUUCCUGAAGCAGCAGGAGCUGCAGUUAGAGCCCUGGCGGGGCCUCGCUGCUCGCAGCGCUGCGCAGCAGUUUCCAACUCGGGAUGAUGCACAACGAAUCGCGAUAGUCACGGUGUGUGACUACGAUCCGACGCAGACGCCCUUGGCACGGCUUUCCAAGCUGAACAGAGAUGCGUAUGCCAAGCUGCAUGGCUAUGACAUUGUCAUGUACGACAAAGCUCCACUCUUCACAGACGGGCUCACCUACCUGACUGAGAAGACACGACCACCAGCAUGGUCCAAGGUGGAUGCUCUUCUGGAAACCUUGGCAAAGGGCCAGCACGACUGGGUGAUGUGGUUGGAUUGUGACUCCUUCUUCAUGGACACAGAGGUGCGGCUGGAGGAUAUCCUUGGCAUAGCACAAAGCAGGUGUCCCAAAGAUCCUGGAGAUGGAGAAAGAUUAAAAGAGUUGGUGCGGAAGUGGAAAGCAGGACCGCAGCAGGCUCCAGAUGAUUUGCUCGAGUGGUAUGACAAUCUGCUGGACAGCUAUGUCUCCUGGGACGAUAGCUGUGAAUCUCUGGAACCCCCAGCAGAUGCGCCAAGCAAUCGCACCUUAGGCUGGUCCGACUGGCUCUUCAAAGAGCGGCGGGUGCAGCUGGUAGCUUCGGAGGAUGGCUUGAUGCUGAACACUGGCGUCAUGCUGGCCAGAGCAUCUGUUUGGUCGUGGGCCUUCUUCCAGAAGGUGCGAUGGAUGACGUUUGGACGAAGUCCGGUGACGCAGCAUCCCUGGUGGGAGCAGACAGCAAUGGUCUACUUGCUGCAGUUCCCAUUCGUCUUGGCGGCUGCCAGCGACCCCGCCGUGGCCGCAAAGAGUCAGGGAUAUGCAACGGCCUGGAGUCCGCUGGGUCAGAAGACCAUCAAUGGAUAUCCACCGCUAGUAUCAUCAGCGCUGCUGACCCACACCACCUUCGAGCCGGGAGAUUUCAUCGUUUCUUUCUCUGGCUGCAAAAUCUACUCCUCCCAGGAGGUCUGCAACCAGCUGUUCUUGAAUUACUUCUUUCAGGUACAUAGCCUGCCAGCGCUGGCAGAUGAUCCUGCUUUGCAGCCAUGGCUGUAA
Molecule: messenger RNA, 1575 nt
Organism: Cladocopium goreaui
Lineage: Eukaryota; Dinophyceae; Suessiales; Symbiodiniaceae
Source: the annotation of a GenBank genome assembly